AAGCAUCCAUUCGCCAGUUUUCGGGCGAGAAGAGAAGGCAGCGCAGUUUAGUGUUUUAUUGAGCGGUCUGCCUAAAGAAAACUGAAUCAUGGCAAGAUCUAUGUCUUCUACCCAGGCAAAUAAAGAACAUGUCCUAGCUGUAUCCAGGGACUUCAUAUCCCAGCCCCGUUUGACUUACAAGACAGUGUCCGGUGUAAACGGGCCGCUUGUCAUCUUAGAUGAAGUGAAAUUCCCCAAAUUCUCUGAGAUUGUCCAGCUAAGACUUGCAGAUGGAACCCUCCGAUCUGGUCAGGUUCUGGAGGUCAGUGGCUCCAAAGCGGUUGUCCAAGUAUUCGAGGGCACAUCAGGCAUUGAUGCCAAGAACACGCUCUGCGAGUUCACUGGCGAUAUUUUGCGCACACCCGUAUCUGAGGACAUGUUGGGUCGUGUAUUCAAUGGAUCCGGAAAGCCAAUUGACAAGGGACCCCCAAUCUUGGCUGAGGACUUCCUUGACAUCCAAGGUCAGCCCAUCAACCCUUGGUCACGUAUCUACCCAGAAGAAAUGAUCCAGACUGGUAUCUCCGCUAUUGAUGUGAUGAACUCCAUCGCCCGUGGACAGAAGAUUCCAAUCUUCUCUGCCGCUGGUUUGCCCCACAAUGAAAUUGCCGCUCAGAUUUGUAGGCAAGCCGGUCUUGUUAAGGUACCCGGCAAGUCAGUUCUCGACGAUCACGAAGACAACUUCGCCAUUGUGUUCGCCGCUAUGGGUGUCAACAUGGAGACCGCCCGAUUCUUCAAACAGGACUUCGAAGAGAACGGUUCCAUGGAGAACGUGUGCCUGUUCUUGAACUUGGCCAACGAUCCCACCAUUGAGAGGAUCAUCACACCCCGCUUGGCUCUCACUGCUGCUGAGUUCCUGGCCUACCAGUGUGAGAAACACGUGUUGGUCAUCCUGACAGACAUGUCCUCAUACGCCGAAGCCUUGCGUGAGGUGUCCGCCGCCCGUGAGGAGGUGCCCGGACGACGUGGUUUCCCUGGUUACAUGUACACGGAUUUGGCUACAAUCUACGAGCGUGCCGGGCGAGUCGAGGGCCGCAACGGGUCCAUCACCCAGAUCCCCAUCCUUACUAUGCCCAACGACGACAUCACCCAUCCAAUUCCCGAUUUGACUGGUUAUAUUACCGAGGGACAGAUCUACGUAGACCGUCAGCUCCACAACAGACAGAUCUACCCACCAGUCAACGUACUGCCAUCUCUGUCUCGUCUCAUGAAGUCCGCCAUCGGCGAGGGCAUGACCCGCAAGGACCACUCUGACGUUUCUAACCAGCUGUACGCGUGCUACGCCAUCGGUAAGGACGUGCAGGCGAUGAAGGCCGUCGUCGGUGAGGAGGCUUUGACGCCCGACGACUUGCUGUACCUGGAAUUCCUUGGAAAGUUCGAGAAGAACUUCAUCACCCAGAGCAACUAUGAGAACCGUACCGUAUUCGAAUCGCUGGACAUCGGUUGGCAGUUGCUCCGUAUCUUCCCCAAGGAGAUGCUUAAACGUAUCCCGGCUUCCGUUCUCGCCGAGUUCUACCCCAGGGACUCUCGCCAUUAAACCUCUAUCCCGGAACACGGGCCGACAUUCUAACCUGGUUAUACUUAUAUAGGUUUUUAUUUGACGAUAAUUACUUGCACCUUAAUUUGUCUGUGUAUAUCCGACUGCUUUGGUCUUUAGUGUCGGACAUACACCAGCCAAAAUUGGGUGUGAGUAUAGCCAUCUUCAUUCCUUAAUAUGAUAUAUGUAGUUUAAUUCCCAUACUAUUACCAAACAAUUGGUAGGUGAUUAAUAAAACUGAUCGGUUUGUACGAUUUUGUCGCAAUUACUAGAUCCAAGAUGGCUGCCUUUGUAUAAUGCAGGUUUUAGACCAGUAGCGGGCAGUGUACAAAAUUUACUAAGUAUUGGAAUAUAUUUAUUUAUUUAAAUUGUCAAUUAUUUAAAUCAGAUGAUAGAUUAUAUAAUAGAUUUUGCGUCUGUAUAUUUUUUUUAUGUGAACAAAUAUUUGAAAUAUAAUGUCAGUGUUGAAUUUUUGUGUAUAGCAACCCAGAUGGGUCAAUUCGCUCUUUGUAUACAACGAUUUUAUAUUUUAGAAAAUUAUGUUUCUUGUAAUACGUUUCUAUUAUUUAUUCUCUCUGAAGGCUAGAAUGUCGGGCCGCGAUAUUUUGUAAGAUAUUAUAACUACUGGUUAUUAGUAAGUUGUUAAUAGUUUAUAAUAAUGUAUUACAUGUAUUACAAUCAAGUUACAAAAUCAUAACAAUCUUGUUGCUAAUAAUAGUGAUAAUUAGAAAAAAAAAGAUUAUAAAUCAUAUAAAUGUGUUGCUACAUUGGAAAAAGAAAUGUUGCCAUGUGUAUAUACUUUCUUAUAUAAUAGUAGUUUUUGCUGGACAAAUUUCAAAAUGUAUUUUAAAUAAUAAUUAUUUUGCUGGUGCUUCAGACACUUAUAUUUUAUGAUUUUUUUUUGUGCACAAAUUGUUGAUAGUGUGUUCAAUGGAGGUAUUCAACAUAUAAACCAAAUUAUAUUGUAUUAUGCGUCCAUGUGUGAUAUUCUUGAUUUUGUAACGGUUUGUGUCAGAAUUUUAUUUAUGUAAAUAGCAAUAAUAAAUAAAGAAAUAGCCCCGUAACAACGUGUUACAUUCCAAGUCGAUUCCUCUUUCACGCGUUAUUUAAAAUUCUGUAUUCGAUGAGUAAAGUGAACUAGGACAUUGUUGUUUUUGUGGAAAUAAAAACUAUAGAAGUUUAA
This is a messenger RNA of Pararge aegeria (speckled wood butterfly), 2756 nucleotides long. RefSeq names its product V-type proton ATPase subunit B (gene Vha55). Gene Ontology annotation, biological process: proton transmembrane transport; ATP metabolic process. Bases 89 to 1573 code for a protein of 494 amino acids. The transcript is spliced from 11 exons. NCBI's taxonomy places the organism in Eukaryota, Metazoa, Arthropoda, Insecta, Lepidoptera, Nymphalidae. Gene Ontology annotation, molecular function: ATP binding; proton-transporting ATPase activity, rotational mechanism. The record is from RefSeq and is a predicted model, not a curated record. Gene Ontology annotation, cellular component: proton-transporting V-type ATPase, V1 domain.